AUGCCAAGCCGACUUGAAGGUGCUGCUUACAGUAGAACAGAUUUCGACAACUACUCUGGGAGCAACGGAGACGAAUACAAGCUCAACAAGGGAGAGCUGAAACAACUAUUGAACAGUGAACUCCCCGUCUUUUCCAUUUCUCAGAAAGACCCCAUGCUACUGGAGAAGAUCAUGAAUGUUCUGGACUCCAACAAAGACAACGAGGUGGUCUUCAAUGAGUAUGUGGUUCUGGUGGCGACCCUGACCCCUGACCGUAACCUGACCGUAGCCUGCAAUGACUUCUUCCAGGAGCAGCAGAAGAAGAAAGCCAACUAA
This is a messenger RNA of Oncorhynchus nerka (sockeye salmon), 315 nucleotides long. Its product is annotated as protein S100-Z-like. The coding region runs from base 1 to 315 and encodes 104 amino acids. The transcript has 4 exons. Gene Ontology annotation, molecular function: calcium ion binding; calcium-dependent protein binding. The record is from RefSeq and is a predicted model, not a curated record. NCBI's taxonomy places the organism in Eukaryota, Metazoa, Chordata, Actinopteri, Salmoniformes, Salmonidae.